This is a messenger RNA of Fusarium vanettenii 77-13-4, 579 nucleotides long. RefSeq lists its product as uncharacterized. NCBI's taxonomy places the organism in Eukaryota, Fungi, Ascomycota, Sordariomycetes, Hypocreales, Nectriaceae. The record is from RefSeq and is a predicted model, not a curated record. The transcript has 2 exons. The coding region runs from base 1 to 579 and encodes 192 amino acids.
AUGAUAGCUAACGACGUCCCGGAGCUCCUUUACCACACCGUCCUCACCGUAAUCGACUCCUACCAAGAACCUUCGGGUCCUACGAGCUCCGUCUAUGUCCUCGGUACGCACAGCACCCUCGAAGCCGCCAAAGCCUUCGCUACCUCAGCCCUUCAAGGACUCAACUAUGAGCCAGAAGAAUUUACCGAGUACGCUGUGCGCUCAUCCAAGCCGUGGGAACAUGGGGAUGGCGUCCUUGUCUUCGCCCAGGCGCCUGCGGGGCAGCCCGGACGGCACCAUAGUCCUCCCUCAAGGGUGCGACACGCUGCACUACGUGCUGCAGCCGACAAUCGACUACAAUCUGGACCGCACGGGCUCCGUGCCGUCGGCAAGGGUUCAGGGGACGUGCGUCCAUCGUGCCCAUGCAUGGGCGGCCCGGAGCAGUUCAUUGAGUGCAACGUGCGUGAGAGUGAGGAGAUCGCCAACGAGUGGCCGUUUGGCGAGGGCAUGGUCGCGCAUGCCGUUGCGGAGACGCGACUGAAUUACGUAGUGACAGUAAGGACUAUUCCGGAGCAAACAAAAGGCAUGGGAAAAAGGUGA